ACUAUUACGAAGUGUAUGUUUUUUCAUUUUUAAAGUGGUCAAAAAGUCAAAAUUCCCGGAAAUUGCAACGAUCACUGCAAAAAUCACACACUAAACCUCUGUCUACUGCCUUCUAUUUCUCUCCCUCGAUCUCGUUGGUUUUCGGAAGUAAUCUAUAGAUUUUGGUGUUCCAGCAUCUUUUCGCUUUCGUCAGGUUUUAGGUCCUUGUUGAUAAACACACUGGAAUUACUUAGAAGUCUGACAAUAUGCACGGUGGCUUUAAUGUUCCGAAUAUGUCGGGUACACUUACAUCUCGAAAUUCAUCCAUGAAUAGUGUCGCUUCUGGUGGGGUUCAACAACCAACAGGGAAUGUUCCAGGGGGGAGAUUUGCAUCAAAUAACAUCCCAGUUGCUCUGUCUCAGAUGUCUCAUGGGAGCUCACAUGGUGGAUAUUCAGGAGUCACAAAUAGAGGAGGUAUGAAUGUUGUAGGAAGCCCUGGAUAUAGCAGUAAUACAAAUGGAGUUGGUGGCUCUAUUCCUGGGAUUCUCCCCACCUCUGCUGCAAUUGGUAAUCGUAGUGCUGUUCCAGGCCUAGGAGUCUCCCCUGUGUUGGGAAAUGCCGGUCCUCGAGUUACUGGCUCAGUGGGAAGUAUGGUAGGCAGUGGCAACAUUGGGAGAAGUAUAGGUUCAGGUGGAGGACUAUCUGUGCCUGGCCUUGCUUCUCGCUUGAAUAUGUCUGCAAACAGUGGAUCUGGGAGCUUAGGUGUGCAAGGACCAAAUAGAUUAACCGGCGGUGUACUUCAACAAGCUUCUCCGCAGAUGCUUUCUAUGUUUGGAAACUCUUAUCCUUCUGCCGGGGGCCCUCUUUCGCAGAACCAUGUCCAAGCAGUGAAUAAUUUAAGCUCCAUGGGAAUGUUAAGUGAUGAGAACUCCAAUGACGCCCCUUUUACUUUAAAUGACUUUCCUCAGUUAGGUAGUCGCCCUAACUCUGCUGGAGGUCCACAAGGACAAAUAGGUUCUCUGCGAAAACAAGGCCUCGGAGUUAGUCCCAUUGUUCAGCAAAACCAGGAAUUUAGCAUCCAAAAUGAGGAUUUUCCUGCCUUACCAGGUUUCAAAGGUGGAAAUGCCGAUUAUGGGAUGGAUUUCCAGCAAAAGGAACAGAUUCAUGAUAAUGGUGUACCAAUGCAAUCUCAACACUUCUCUAUGGGAAGAUCACCUGGCUUCAACUUAGGAGGAAUGUACUCAUCACAUCGUCCACAGCAGCAACAGCAACAUUCACUUUCGAAUAGCAUGCCCCCUGGCAUCAGCCUAAGGUCCAUGAACACUCCGGGUGGGAUUUCUAAUAUGAAUUCUUACGAGCAGCAGUUUAUGCAGCAGUAUCAACAACAUAACCAGACACAAUUUCGCCUUCAACAGUUGCCAUCUCUCAAUCAAACUUUUAGAGAUCAGGGCGUAAAGCCAAUACAAUCUCCACAACCUGCUCCAGAUCCAUAUGGAUUACUUGGCUUAUUGAGUGUGAUAAGAAUGAGUGAUCCUGAUCUGACAUCUCUUGCCCUUGGAAUUGAUCUAACAACAUUGGGAUUGAAUUUGAAUUCAUCAGAAAAUCUUCACAAAACUUUUGCCUCCCCUUGGUCUGAUGAACCAGCCAAGGGUGAACCUGAGUUUAUGAUACCUGAAUGUUAUCAUGAAAAACAACCUCCUCCACUAAGUCAAGCUUAUUUUGCAAAGUUUCAGCUGCCAACACUGUUCUACAUAUUUUACAGCAUGCCAAGAGAUGAAGCCCAGAUAUAUGCAGCCAAUGAACUCUAUAACAGAGGUUGGUUCUACCACAAAGACCUCCGACUUUGGUUUAUGAGAGUUCCCAACAUGGAGCCUCUUGUUAAGACCAAUGCAUAUGAAAGAGGUUCUUAUGUUGCCUUUGAUCCCAAUACAUGGGAUACGUCUAUUAAGGAGAAUUUUGUUAUACAUUAUGAACUUGUUGAGAAAAGACCAGCUCUACAUCAUCAAUAGGUCUCCUGGUAGAUUGUACAUUCAGUGGCCGAUUAUGCUUGGGUUCAGCACCAGCCCUCUAGUGCUGCAAGAAAUCUACCUUGUGAUAAUUUAAAGAAAAUUUUGCAUUUAAUUAGGCAUUAAUUUUUAGGACCUGAAAGGUGCAAAGCUAAUUUCUUCUUUCAAUUAGUUACAGAAUUGUAAAUUCCAGUGUAUUAUUAGACUGAACCGGAUGGUGUAGGUACAGUUUGAUUUGGGAGUUCAAUAACAAAAUCCUGUUGUGUUUUUCCCCAUUGUCGGAUUUUGAAAGUUUUUAAUGUAUAUUCUUUAGUUUUUAAUGUAUAUUCUUUAGUUUGCAAUCCA
Messenger RNA from Chenopodium quinoa (quinoa), 2330 nucleotides. RefSeq names its product probable NOT transcription complex subunit VIP2. Bases 246 to 1988 code for a protein of 580 amino acids. Gene Ontology annotation, cellular component: P-body; CCR4-NOT core complex. The transcript has 13 exons. Lineage: Eukaryota; Viridiplantae; Streptophyta; Magnoliopsida; Caryophyllales; Amaranthaceae. Gene Ontology annotation, biological process: nuclear-transcribed mRNA poly(A) tail shortening; regulation of DNA-templated transcription. The record is from RefSeq and is a predicted model, not a curated record.